This is a messenger RNA of Tympanuchus pallidicinctus (lesser prairie-chicken), 3632 nucleotides long. RefSeq names its product importin 13 (gene IPO13). Gene Ontology annotation, biological process: protein import into nucleus. Bases 437 to 3184 code for a protein of 915 amino acids. The transcript is spliced from 20 exons. The record is from RefSeq and is a predicted model, not a curated record. Gene Ontology annotation, cellular component: nuclear membrane; cytoplasm. Lineage: Eukaryota; Metazoa; Chordata; Aves; Galliformes; Phasianidae. Gene Ontology annotation, molecular function: small GTPase binding.
AGUGAGCAGCCUCAGACCAUCCCAGGUGGCAGCUAUAGGGUUUGAUGCCAGCUCCCAGCUCAGCUGUGGCUGGGCGGGCUUGGGAGCACUUCAAAGGGACUUGGAGCAGAGAUUAAUCCCUGAGCUUAUUGACUGUGGUUUUCCAAGCCUGCAUAAAACCUGACAGACUGAAACUUCGGCACUGGUGCUGCAGCUGCUUGUGUUGGCAGAGGCAAGGAGGGCUUGGCCACCAUUGCUGUGUGGCUUCUGGGCUGGCCUAGCACAGGCACCCCCUGGCAGCCCCAGCAGGGUGAAGGAGAGGAUGGAAGAUGUCUCAUGAAGAGAAAUUUCCAGAGUGGGAAGGAAGGGAGGACAUUCUGUGGGUCCUGCUGCUGCUCUCCACCAGCUGUACUACGACCCCAACAUCGAGAACAAGAACUUGGCUCAAAAAUGGCUGAUGCAGGCGCAGGUGUCCCCGCAGGCCUGGCACUUCAGCUGGCUGCUCCUCAACAUGGACAAGGUGCCCGAGAUCCAGUACUUUGGCGCCAGCGCCCUGCACAUCAAGAUCUCCCGCUACUGGAACGACAUCCCGGCCGACCAGUACGAGAGCCUCAAGUCCCAGCUCUUCACCCACAUCACUCGCUUCGCCGGUGGCUCCAAGAUCGUGCUGACCAGGCUGUGCGUGGCGCUGGCUUCGCUGGCGCUCAGCAUGAUGCCCGAGGCCUGGCCCUGUGCCGUGGCCGACAUGGUGCGCAUGUUCCAGGCCGAGGACUCCAACGUGGACGGGCGGGCACGCUGCCUGGCACUGCUGGAGCUGCUGACGGUGCUGCCUGAGGAGUUCCAGACCAGCCGGCUUCCCCAGUACCGCAAGGGCCAGGUGCGCAGCGUCCUGGCGCAGGAGUGUGGCUCCGUCUUCCCCUUGCUGGAGCAGCUGCUGCAGCAGCAGGACUCUCCGGGCUUCAUCAAGCAGAAGGUGUUGAAGUGCUUCUCCAGCUGGGUCCAGCUGGAGAUCCCUCUGAUGGACUGCGAGAACCUGAUCCAAGCAGCUUUCACCUCCCUGCAGGACCCGGAGCUCUUUGAUACAGCGGUAGAGGCGGUUGUCAAUGCCAUUUCCCAGCCGGAUGCCCAGAGGUAUGUGAACACCCUCCUGAAGCUCAUCCCCCCAGUGCUGGGGCUGCAGGAGCAGCUGCGCCAGGCGGUCCAGAGCGGGGACAUGGAGACGUCGCACGGGAUCUGCCGCAUCGCUGUGGCCCUGGGGGAGAACCACUCCCGGGCACUGCUGGACCAGGUGGAGCACUGGCAGAGCUUCUUAGCCCUGGUCAACAUGAUCAUGUUCUGCACGGGCAUCCCUGGGCACUAUCCUGUCAAUGAAACCACCAGUUCCUUGACACUCACCUUCUGGUACACGCUACAGGAUGACAUCCUCUCCUUUGAGCCAGACAAGCAGGCUGUGUACCAGCAGGUGUACAGGCCUGUCUACUUCCAGCUGGUGGAUGUGCUGCUGCACAAAGCCCAGUUCCCCUCCGAUGAGGAGUACGGUUUCUGGUCGUCGGAUGAGAAGGAGCAGUUUCGGAUAUACAGGGUGGACAUCUCUGACACGUUGAUGUACGUGUAUGAGAUGCUGGGUGCUGAGCUCCUAAGCAGCCUCUAUGACAAAUUGGGACGUCUCCUGACCAACACAGAGCAGCCAUCCACGUGGCAGCACACGGAGGCCUUACUGUAUGGUUUCCAGUCCAUCGCCGAGACCAUUGAUGUGAACUACUCUGAUGUGGUGCCAGGGCUGAUCGGCCUCAUCCCCCGUAUCAGCAUCAGCAACGUGCAGCUGGCCGACACGGUCAUGUUCACAAUCGGAGCCCUCUCAGAGUGGCUGGCUGAUCACCCUGUCAUGAUUAACAACGUGCUGCCGCUGGUGCUCCAGGCUCUGGGCAACCCUGAGCUCUCCAUCUCCAGUGUCUCCACCCUGAAGAAGAUCUGUCGGGAGUGCAAGUAUGACCUGCCGCCGUAUGCCGCCAACAUCGUGGCUGUGUCGCAGGAGGUGUUGAUGAAGCAGAUUCACAAGACAAGCCAGUGCAUGUGGCUGAUGCAGGCUCUUGGCUUCCUGCUCUCUGCGCUGCAAGUGGAGGAGAUCCUGAAGAACCUGCACUCCCUCAUCACUCCCUACAUCCAGCAGCUGGAGAAGCUGGCUGAUGAAACACCCAAUCCCUCCAACAAGUUGGCCAUCAUCCACAUUCUGGGGCUGCUCUCCAACUUGUUCACCACCCUGGAUAUCAGCCAUCAUGACGACGACCACGAAAGCACUGAGGUCAAGAAGCUGCCAGUGCAGCAAGGACCCAACCCAGUGGUGGUUGUUCUGCAGCAGGUCUUUCAGCUCAUACAGAAGGUCCUGAGCAAGUGGCUGAAUGAUGCCCAGGUGGUGGAGUCUGUCUGUGCCAUCUUUGAGAAGUCUGUGAAGACCCUCCUGGAUGACUUUGCUCCCAUGGUGCCCCAGCUGUGUGAGAUGCUGGGGCAGAUGUACAGCACUAUUCCCCAGGCCUCUGCCAUCGACCUGACACGACAGCUGGUUCACAUCUUUGCUCACGAGCCUGCCCACUUCCCCCCCAUCAAGGCCCUCUUCUUGCUUGUUACCUCAGUCACGCUGACCCUCUUCCAGCAAGGGCCCAGGGAUCAUCCUGAUAUUGUUGAUUCAUUUAUGCAACUCCUGGCACAGGCUCUGAAAAGGAAGCCAGACCUUUUCCUGUGCAGCAACCUGGACGUCAAGGCAGUAUUUCAGUGUGGUGUCCUUUCCCUCAAGUUCCCUGAAGCCCCAACAGUGAAAGCAUCCUGUGGCUUCUUUACAGAGCUGCUGCCACGCUGCGGGGAGAUCGCCCCUGUGGGACAGGUGGUACAUGAGAAUGGCAAAGUGCUGCUGCAGGCGGUACUGGAGGGUGUCGGUGGCCAGGCCUCCCGCAGCCUCAUGGAUCACUUUGCAGAAAUCCUCUUUGCCUUGAACAAGCAUUGCUUCAGCUACCUAAGCAUCUGGAUCAAGGAGGCCAUGCAGCAGGAUGGUUUUCCCUCAGCCCGCGUCAGCCCUGAGCAGAAAGAGACCUUCAGCCAGCAGAUCCUUAGCAGAGAGCGUGUGAACAAGCGGCGAGUGAAGGAAAUGGUGAAGGAGUUCACGCUGUUGUGCCGAGGGCUGCAUGGCACAGAGUACACAGCAGACUAUUGAGCACCCAACCAGGAAUGCGGAUGGUUUGCCUGGACCAGCUCUUCCCCACCAGGAAGCCCCCGUCUUCCCUGCCCUGCUGCUGCAGUACAGCUCAUAGAAUAACCUUCCACCUAGACUUAACCUACUCGGGACGCUCCCCAGCUAGACUUGGUGGCCGCAUCUCGGUGUCAGCAUCUUUGUUCCCCCAGCAUGCUCCCCCCUCACAGGGGAUGGGAAUGCCGGCUGCAGGAGGUGGGGAGGGGGGGCCCAGAACAGGACUGCCCCAGCACAGACUGCCCUUUGCUGCACUGCAGCCAGGCUGCCCACUCCUCCCCGGCACGGCCCUGCGGAGGGGAGGCUGCACAGCAGGGACUGGCUGGGCAGGUGGGCUCGCCCCCUGCUCAUUUGUAUGUGUGAGGUUGGGAGGGGGGAGGCCCCACACCUAAUUAUAUUAAGGAUAUUUCUAUGC